AUGCAGUCCAUUUGUUUUGUGUUACUGUUGCUGGUAGAAAUAACAGUAGGGAAAUUAGACAUAAAGGCAUUGGUUGAGUUAAAAAAGGGAAUUCAGAAAGAUCCUUCGGGGAAAGUUCUCAUUUCAUGGGAUCCCAAGUCAUUGGCAUCUGAUGGGUGCCCCGAGGAUUGGUUUGGUAUCGGUUGCAUUGAUGGCCGCGUGACUUCAAUCACACUAAAUGAUUUAGGUCUAGUCAGGGAAUUCCAUUUCCCUGCUGUUGCCGGACUCCAAAUGCUUCACAACUUGUCCAUUUCUAACAAUCAAUUCAGUGGCAUUAUCUCAAAAGAGGUCGGUUUGAUUGAAUCAUUGGAAAGUUUGGAUCUUUCUCGAAAUUUGUUUACUGGAUCAAUCCCUUCUCAAUUGACUAGUUUGAAGAACUUGGCGCUCUUAAGUCUUUCAUCAAACAACAUGGAUGGAGAAAUUCCCUCCGAUUUCACGGGUCUUGAGCUGUUAAAGUAUCUAGAUUUGCACUCUAAUGAUUUCUCAGGAGAUGUCAUGGGCCUUUUGGCUCAAUUAGGUGGUGUGAUGUAUGUUGACCUCAGCAACAAUGAUUUUUCGGGAUCCUUGGAUCUUGGAAUAGGGACUUCAGAUUUUAUUUCUUCGAUUCAGUAUUUGAAUAUCAGUCAUAAUAACUUGACUGGGGAGCUCUUCCCUCAUGAUGGAAUGCCAUAUUUUGACAGUCUGGAGGUGUUUGAUGCAAAUAAUAAUCAUUUUGUUGGAAAUGUUCCUUCAUUUACUUUUAUCGUCUCCCUCCGAGUUAUCAAGCUUAGCGACAAUCAGUUGUCUGGAUCACUGCCACAAGGUCUUUUGCAGGAAAGCUCAAUGGUCUUGUCUGAAUUGGAUCUCAGCCUUAAUCAGAUUGAAGGUAUGUUGGUUUUAAGGCAUUGCUAUAGCUAUAAUGUUUUGCCAGAGUUUAAUGGCGUCUUUGGUCAAACUAUUUUUAGAUUCAUCUUUGAUUGUGUUUGA
This is a messenger RNA of Fraxinus pennsylvanica, 1005 nucleotides long. NCBI's taxonomy places the organism in Eukaryota, Viridiplantae, Streptophyta, Magnoliopsida, Lamiales, Oleaceae. The record is from the annotation of a GenBank genome assembly.